This is a messenger RNA of Sorex fumeus (smoky shrew), 1763 nucleotides long. It is a transcript of the gene AIFM2, whose product is annotated as apoptosis inducing factor mitochondria associated 2. Gene Ontology annotation, molecular function: electron-transferring-flavoprotein dehydrogenase activity; flavin adenine dinucleotide binding. NCBI's taxonomy places the organism in Eukaryota, Metazoa, Chordata, Mammalia, Eulipotyphla, Soricidae. The transcript is spliced from 8 exons. Bases 14 to 1135 code for a protein of 373 amino acids. Gene Ontology annotation, cellular component: mitochondrion; cytoplasm. Gene Ontology annotation, biological process: apoptotic mitochondrial changes; positive regulation of apoptotic process. The record is from RefSeq and is a predicted model, not a curated record.
UGCCGGCUUGGAGAUGGGGUCCCAGGUGUCGGUGGACCCCGGAGCUCAGUGCGUAGUGAUCGUGGGCGGGGGCUUCGGCGGGAUCGCGGCGGCCAGCCAGCUGCAGGCCCUGAACAUCCCCUUCAUGCUGGUGGACGUGAAAGAGUGCUUCCAUCACAAUGUGGGCGCCCUCCGCGCCUCCGUGGAGAGUGGGUUUGCCAAGAAGACGUUCAUUUCCUACUCGGCGGCCUUCAAGGAGAGCUUCCGGCAGGGCCUGGUGGUCAAAAUAGACCUGAAAAACCAGACGGUGCUGCUGGAGAGUGGCGAGGCAUUGCCCUUCUCGCACCUGAUCUUGGCCACGGGCAGCUCGGGCCCCUUCCCCGGCAAGUUCAGCAAAGUCUGCAGCCUGCAGGCGGCCGUGGAGGCCUACGAGGACAUGGUGAGGCAGGUCCAGCGCGCCCAGUUCAUCACGGUGGUAGGAGGCGGCUCUGCGGGCGUGGAGAUGGCGGCUGAGAUCAAGACCGAGUACCCCGACAAGGAGGUGACACUCAUUCAUUCCAAAGUGGCCCUCGCCAACAGAGAGCUCCUGCCCUCCGUCCGGCAGGAAGUGAAGGAGAUCCUGGUCCGGAAAGGCGUGCAGCUGCUGUUGAGUGAGCGGGUGAGCAACCUGGAGGAGGUGCCGGUCAAUGAGUACCGAGAGUACAUCAAGGUGCUGACGGACAAAGGCACAGAGGUGGCCAGCAACCUGGUGAUCGUCUGCAACGGGAUCAAGAUCAACAGCCAGGCCUACCGCAGCGCGCUGGAGGGCCAGCUGGCCAGCAACGGGGCGGUGAGAGUGAAUGAGUUCCUCCAGGUGGAGGGUCACACCAACAUCUACGCCAUCGGUGACUGCAGCAACCUCAAGGAGCCCAAGAUGGCAUACCAUGCCGGCCUGCACGCCAGCAUCGCCGUGACCAACAUCGUCAACUCCACGAAGCAGCGGCCCCUCAAGGCCUACAAGCCAGGAGCCCUGACCUUCCUCCUGUCCAUGGGAAGAAACGACGGUGUGGGCCAGAUCAGCGGCUUCUACGUGGGCCGCCUCAUGGUCCGGCUGGCCAAGAGCCGGGACCUGUUCGUCGGCACCAGCUGGAAGACCAUGAAGCAGUCCCCGCCCUGACGGGGGACGCCACUCGGGACCUCUGACAAGUGCCCAGAGGCAAAAGCUUAUUUUCUGGAAUAAGAGGACAAAGAUCUACUGACCAACCUCCGUGAAGUGAAAGAGGAGGCCCAGUCGGCUCUACCCCAGCUCGUUUGGAAUGGACAUGUGUGUGUACACAUGUGGAUGUGUGUGCGUGCGUGUAUGUGUGCAGGUGUUUGUUUGCAUAUGUGUAGGUAUGUGUGUGUUCGUGUGUGUGGGUUUGUGUGCGUGUGUUCAUGUAGGUGUUUGUGUGUGCAUGUAUGUUUUUGUGGGUGUGCGUGUGUGUGCAUGUGUUUUGUGUAUGCGUGUGUUGAUGUAUGUGUUUUUGUGUGUGUGUUCAUGUGUGCGUGUGUGUUGUGUGCGUUUGUGUUGUUUGUGUGCAUGUGUUUUGUGUAUGCGUGUGUUGAUGUAUGUGUUUUCGUGUGUGUGUUCGUGUGUGCAUGUGUGUUGUGUGCGUUUGUGUUUGUGUGCAUGUGUUUUGUGUAUGCGUGUGUUGAUGUAUGUGUUUUCGUGUGUGUGUUCGUGUGUGCAUGUGCGUUUGUGUUGUGUUUGUGUGUGUGUUGUAUGUGUGCAUGUGUGUUGUGUGUGCAUGUGUGUUGUGUGUGCA